Messenger RNA from Lutra lutra (Eurasian river otter), 1417 nucleotides. RefSeq lists its product as uncharacterized. The transcript is spliced from 2 exons. Bases 186 to 875 code for a protein of 229 amino acids. The record is from RefSeq and is a predicted model, not a curated record. NCBI's taxonomy places the organism in Eukaryota, Metazoa, Chordata, Mammalia, Carnivora, Mustelidae.
GAAGGCAGCGGCUUAACCCACUGAGCCACCCAGGUGCCAGAGGUACACUCGGCUUAUUCCCUACAGCCGAAGUGUCUGUGGGCGCUCCUGCGCCGGGACCCUGCCCAUCGAACUCCGCACCAGGCGCGAAAUUUCUCGCAGGUUCGUGGGCGAAUACCUGCCGAAGAAAUUCCACGCGGCGUAUAAUGGUGAGAAAGCACGGGGGACGUCGCCCGAAGGCCUCUACAUUCCCUCUGGGGCCAAGUCAGAAGGAGACUCCCCUUCCAGAAACGUGGGGGCCCGAGACCCGCCUUCGCAUUCAGGCUCCCGGUGCCAGCGCGACCUCUCGGUCCCUGCCCCGGCUAGCCAGCUGUUCCUCGCCUCUCCCGGCUUCUCCCUCUCCCUCCUUGUCUUCCGCUCCCUCUGUGCUCUUGGGAACCGGAAGCCGCCACCCCUCCCACCCACCCAUCUCCAACCCGCGGAAAGGACCCAGCCUCCUCUCCCGUGCCUGCGGAGGAAAUUGGAUCCACGUUUGCCAAACAAAGGGAGGAGAGAAAACCUGCGGCAGCCCGCAACCGGUUCGGUGCUGGUGCUCCUGGCUCAGCCCUUCGACGGGCCUGGAACCCGCUAGAGACACGCGCGGCUCACGGAGCUGGCCAGUUAGCGUCUCUCCCACCGCACCUCCGGAAAGAGCAGGAAUAUCCUGUGGGGGUCGCUCUUACGGUCCAGAAGACACACCUGACAAAGGGUGCUGCCGGAGCCCAGACUUUGCACACCGGACCGCUUCUCAACGUCGUUUCGUCGGCUGGUCCAUCCCCGGGAGGGCCUUGGAGACAGGACGAAGGAUGGAGGAGGACGCACUCUUCAGUGGCAAUAAAAACUCCACUUUUCUGUGACUUGCCUCACUGUUCCUCUCCAUUCUUCCGUUCUAGCACCUCUAGCAUAGAAAAACGGUGGUCUUGCUCACCUUGGAGACGUGUGUAUGUGUGUGUUUUGGUCCAUGGCUCCCUUUCCUUCAAUGGACAUUUAGUCAAAUAUACACAAGUGACUUGUAGAAUGGCAUUUGUAUGAGUCCUCAAUUGCUGCAGAUUGAAAUCACUCAAAUAUCUAUCAUUUGUCUUUAGUUUUACGAUAAUAUACUUAUCAUCACGCUAGCAUCAUUAUCUUUAACACCAGAAUUAAAGUGUGACAAAUGCAAUAACAUGUAUAAAAACUAUAAUGUUGCUUGAUAAUGGCUAGAUAGAAAAAGUGUAUAUUCAUCCAUGUGAAUUUGAAGAAACGACCAGGCUAAUCUGUGGGGGUAGACAUCAGAAUAGUUUAAAAUAGCAGGGAUGGAUAGCCAUUACCUGGAAAGUGUAUCAGAGAGCCAUACGUUGGCUUGGCUGAUAGAAAAUUUCUGUCUUGAUCCUGGUGAUAAUUGAGCAUUUCAAUAUUUAAA